AUGGAGCUGGGCAGCUGCUUCAAGACCUACCAGGACUUCGAGGAGUGCUUCAGCGCCUACAAGACGGAGAACAAGUGCUGCUUCGUCCUCAACGACUGCGUCUCGGUGCGCUUCCACAACCUCUGCUACGGCACCUGCAUCCGCGAGGACAUCCUAUACGUGCGGGUGAAAUUUGUCUGUAUUCGAACACAGUCAAACAGGAAGAGAACACAGGAGGCAGACACAUGCCCAGCCUACUUACUUCUGCAGUACGACGACAGACUAGAUAGACUGUUUAUCAGUGAACUAAAUACCCAGCAUGUACAUGUUGAUUCCCAAACAAGAAGUCAUGGUGGAGACCCCACUGGCAAAUCUGAAAAGCCACAGUGCCUGCAGAAGCUCCAGCCAGUGCACAGAGACCUUGACAAAGCUGAGAAGUCCCCACUAGAAAUCUCAUUUUGCCUAGAUAAGGUACAAGCACCCUGGAAGCCAGAACAGGGGAGCUUCUCUCCUGACUUAGCCAAUAUAGCACAAAUGAUGAAGAACUUUCUAAAGGUAGAUGAAGGUUCCAUGGCCUCCUUCAGUGUGGGCACCAGUCAAGACCUGGACCGGCUUAGCUUCCAGAGCAGCAAGAUGAGUGACCUGUUCACUCGCUUCCCCAAGAAUCUCUUGCUGCACAGGGCGGAGAACCCCCAGGGCCACAUCCUGUAUGCUUUCUUGGUGGAGAACAAGGAGCGAGAGAGUCGAGUGGUUCAUUUCUCUGUGCUCAAGGCCGAAACGGCCACCUCUGUGGCCAAGAUGUUGAACAUCUUCACAGGGUUCAACUCAGAUUGGACCAAGGUCAAGGUAGUAUUUGUGGACCCUUCAUUCCCAUACUGGGCCAUCCUGCAAGAGAUCUUCCCUGCAGCCCGCAUCCUACUCUCCAUCUACCAUACAACCCGGCUCUUGGAAAAGAUGCUACAGCAGAGUUCAGCGAGUGCAGCCUUUAAAAGGCUCAUGAAGGAAGCCAUACGGGAGGCUGUGUUUGUUGCUUCUGAUGCCAGUCUGAAAAAUCUCUGUCAGAUGUGCCAGGCCCUGCUGGAUGAGGAUCUCUUCAGCUUCCUGCAGACCCACUGGUUCUCCUGUGAACUGCUGUGGUACAUGCAUGCCAGGAAGGGUCUGCACGCAUGCAACACCUACAUGGACAGCCUAGACUUUGUCACCAGCAAGGUGUCAAGCCUCUUUCAGAAACAGCAGUCCUUAUCGGACUGCAUCCUUCGUUUUGUUGAUUACAUAGACUUCUUUAAUACCAAAAGCUCCCCAACUGUUUCCAAGUUAAAGAAAACCUGCUCUCUCAGCAUGCAACAACCGAGGACCAAGAAGCCUUUCGGGAUCCACGGAGCCAGAGGGCUACCUGAGGAAGAGACAAAGUCAGACUCCAAGCAGGUUUGCUUGCUGCAGCAAUCCCCGCUACUGUCCUCCCACGGUGGCAUGCUAGACAUCUUGCACCAGCGGGGCUCUGAACUGGCUUACAAGCUGUGCCGCAAUGAGUGGGAGGUGGUGCAGAAUUCCACCCACCUGGUGGAUGUGGCAGGUCCCGCAGUAGGCAUUCAGCUGCUGGAGGACUCUCACCAGGUGAGCAAAGAUGGCUGUAGCUGCAGCUGCUACUUUCAACAAUGGUAUCACCUGCCAUGCCGACACAUUCUGGCCCUGCUGCACACCAGCCAGCAGCCAGUAGAUGAAGCCAUGGUGUGUCGCAGGUGGCAGAAAAAGUAUCAAUAUCUCCUUAGGCCGAAUGGAGAUCUCCAGGAAUGUAGUGUGAUCCCAUCCACAGACCAGCCUGAAAACCAAGGCCGGCAUGACAUGAUUCAGGACCUCAGCAAGGAGCUAGCUAACCUGCUGAUGCAGACAGAGGGACCAGAGCUGGAGGAACGCUGUGCUACCCUGCGCAAAAUUGUGGACAUCUGGGCUGAUCCUGGUGAGCCACGUGAGGCCAGCCAGCAUCCAGGAGACUUCAAGGAUGUGGGCCUCCUGCCUUUCCUCUGGGGAAAGCAGGAGGAAGGGGAGGGACUCCCUCUCUCUGAAACCACAGUUCAUAACUGAAACACUUGCAUUGGAUCCCGCUCUUCUCCUUGGAGUUUACAGGUUCAAAGUGAGCAGGUCAUCCUAGGAGUCAGUACGUUAACCUGUGUCUUCCUGGGUUGGACUAGGAAGAAUGUUAACUGUCCUUCAAAGUCUGCCCCUUUCCAGCCCAACCAUGACAUUCCACGGUGUCUUGUUUGUUGUUCAAGGCCAAAGUUAACUCCAUGCUGCCAGGUCACCCCUCUUCCUUGGCUAACCCCUGAGAUCAGACCUUCUUGACCCUACAGGGGUGAACCCCUGAUCAGAGAAAGCAUGGUUAAAAGGGCUUUCAAGGACAAAGAAGGUGACAACCAAAUGUUGCUGCUGUUUUUGAAGUAUCUGUUAUUUUACCUAUUUUAAUUCCUGUUAAAUAAAGUUGGUGU
Messenger RNA from Dipodomys ordii (Ord's kangaroo rat), 2462 nucleotides. It is a transcript of the gene Zswim3, whose product is annotated as zinc finger, SWIM-type containing 3. The record is from RefSeq and is a predicted model, not a curated record. NCBI's taxonomy places the organism in Eukaryota, Metazoa, Chordata, Mammalia, Rodentia, Heteromyidae. The coding region runs from base 1 to 2061 and encodes 686 amino acids. Gene Ontology annotation, molecular function: zinc ion binding. The transcript has 2 exons.